Molecule: messenger RNA, 2398 nt
Organism: Cavia porcellus (domestic guinea pig)
Lineage: Eukaryota; Metazoa; Chordata; Mammalia; Rodentia; Caviidae
Gene: Prr35
Product: proline rich 35
Exons: 3
Coding region: 517-2217 (566 amino acids)
Source: RefSeq, a predicted model, not a curated record
CCUCACACCAUUGUGGGGACCCGGGAGACCUGCGCGCCUCUGCGCACCCCCGCGGCAGCCUGCAGGCAACGGGGGCGGGGACGGUGCCCGUCGCCCCCCACUUGCUCGCACCUGCGCGCCACUCCCGACUCAGUGGCCCUGCGGCAUCCACGGUCAGCACUCUGUCCCGAACCGGCCGGCGAGUGCACGGGCAAGGACUGUGCCGCCUCCCCUCGCCCCAGCCGGGUCGGAGGUCGCUGCGCCCGGGAGCCCGCGCCGUAGCGCACGCGCGCGCUUCGCCGCCAACUUCGGUGGGCGAGCAGGCGUGGGGGGGGGGGGACGCAGUCGGCGGCAGCCGCUUUGAGGAGACGCCAGUGCGCCCGAACCGCUCCCAGUAUCUGACCUCAGUUUCCCCUGCGGCGUCCACGGGUGAGCGCGGGAAGUUCGUUCCUUCUCAUAGACUUGGCGGGAGCCGCAGGCUUGGCUCGGCAGACGCGGGUGGCCAUGGUACCUGGACCUGCCCACUAGCAGCCUGCCAUGUCUCGAGAAGCAGGAUCAUGCCGUGUGGGCACAGGAGCCAGAGUGCGGUCACGGAAGCCCAAGAAACCACAUUACAUCCCUCGGCCCUGGGGCAAGCCAUACAACUACAAGUGUUUUCAGUGCCCCUUCACCUGCCUAGAGAAAUCACACCUAUACAACCACAUGAAGUACAGUCUCUGCAAAGACUCUCUCUCGCUGCUGUUGGACUCCCCUGACUGGACAUGCCGCCGUGCACCCCCCUCUCCUAGACCCCGGGUGCCCACUCCUGACUGCCCCAGGGAUCCUCCAGGCCCUGGCACCCAGCCCUCUGUGCCCAAUAUUGUGACUGAAAACCUCUCCCAGCACCACUGUGGUGGGGUCCCCAACCCUGGGAUUGAAGGGUCACCAGGGCCACUGCCCCCUUUGACCAGGGCCUCCCAAAAGGGUCCAGGUCCUGCUGGGCUCCUGGUAGAGUCAUGGAAGCCAGGGCUGGGGGGUGGCCCAAGGAGCACGACCCUGGGAGCUGUGGGGGCUAUGACCUCAGCAGGUCCUGAGACCAGUAUCCCCUGCUACCCGCCUCCUCCUCCAGGCGACUUCCCUGAAGCCCACAGCCUCCAUCUGUCUCUACUGGGUGUCAACUACCCUCUCAGCCCAGGUCUCUUCUCCUACCUGGGGCCCUCACUGGCUGCUGCUGCUCAUCUGCCCUUCCUAGCCUCAGCCAGCCCCCUGCUGCCCCCAGCUACUGCCAUGCCAUCCCAGCACCCUGCUGAGCGCCAGGCCCUGGCCCCCCGCCUAUAUUACCCACUACUGCUGGAGCACAGAGUAGGGCUGCCCCCAGGCAGGGUAGCCCAGGCCAAGCCUUCUGUGUCCCCCAAAGGACCCCAUGGGACUCUGGCUCCUGAGCUGCUGAAGCUGCCCAUUCCAGGGCUGGCUGGGGCCUGGGUCCACAGCACCCCCGGGGACCCAGGACAAGAGGGAGAUCUUGAGGGAGCUGUACAGAGUGACCACCAGAGGAGGCUGCCUCCAGGGAGCAGGCUGGGGCUCCAGAAGACCUCAAACCUGGCAAAGUGCCAUUCCCAGAGCAGCUUGUCGUCUGGCUCUUCCCUGAUGCUCUGGCCUGAAAACAAGGAGCUGAGUGAUCCUGAGGCCCCAGGCCUAGAGGUCCCCCUCACCCAGCAGCCACAGGGCCUGGUGCUGGGCAGCCCAGGACCUGUGAGAAAGGACCUGACCCGGGCCCUGGGUGACUAUGCCAGGGUGGAGCAAUGCCUGGGGCAGCUGGCCCCAGCUGGAGACCUGGUCCCUCGACCUCUUCGGGAACAAUUGGGUAAGAUCCGCCGUGAGCUGCUAACCAUUCACCAGGCCCUGGCACAAGCAGCACAGCCACCAGAUAUGCCCCUGGACCUCUCUGUGAAACGAGUGGCCACCAAGGGACCUGAGGCCACAGCAGGGGCCUGGGGACUACCUGAACUGGGACCCACACUGGCCAGGGGGCCCUCAGGGACCCCCAGCAUGCUGGGCCCUGCAGCGCCUCAGCCCUUCUCUGCCCACACCACCAAGUGUGAGGCUGACUCUAGUGUCCCACCCCCUGGCCUGCCUCUCCAGGGCCCUGAGGAGCCUGUCAUUCCUGGCAGUGGCUGGGGGACCUGUAUCAGGGCUGGGGGCUCCCAGACCCCUAAGGAUGUCCCUGGCCUUCAGAGUCCCCCAAGUACUGAGGUCUGAUCAUAGCCCCUUAGUGCACUGACUCUGCUCCAUAAUCCCAGCCCCACUCCAACCUCAGCAUGCAUGUGGACAGACCCCAAAGCCCAUGGUGAGGCUUGUUUCUGGGGCCACAUGGGAAUAGUUGGGUCAUGGUUAUUUAUUGAUCACCGUUGUGAACAUUAAAGUGGAAGUCACCUUCAAA